AUGCUAGGGCUUAUUUACAACCAAGGUUUUAGAUCAAUCGCCGUAUGUUUAAUGCAUUCAUACACUUAUCCAGAACAUGAAGAAAUUGUUGGUAGAAUUGCCCAGGAAAUUGGAUUCACUAACGUGUCAUUGUCUUCCAAACUUUCCCCUAUGAUUAAAUAUGUAAAUCGUGCCAACUCAUGUGUUGCCGACGCUUAUUUGACACCUGAAAUUAAGAAGUAUUUACAGAGUUUUCAAUCUGGAUUGAAAUACGGCUUGAAAAAACUUAAUGAUGAUGAAAGCAAAGGAGUUUCUUGUCAAUUUAUGCAGAGUGACGGUGGACUGGUCGAUUCCUCUAGGUUUUCCGGUUUAAGGGCUAUUCUAUCAGGACCUGCAGGAGGUGUCGUUGGCUAUUCCAGGACUUGCUUCAACACGGAGAAUCCCAUUCCUCUAGUUGGCUUUGAUAUGGGCGGUACAUCCACUGAUGUUUCCAGAUUUGGUGAUAACAAAUUUGAUCAUGUUUUCGAAACUACAACUGCAGGUAUCACUAUCCAAUCACCACAACUAGAUAUUAAUACAAUCGCCGCAGGUGGUGGUUCGAUUCUGUCUUUUAAAAAUGGGUUGAUGCAGGUAGGUCCUGAAAGUGCGUCAUCACACCCGGGCCCCGCAUGUUAUAGAAAAGGUGGGCCAUUGACAGUUACAGAUGCAAAUUUACUGUUGGGUAGGUUGAUCCCAGAAUAUUUUCCUAGGAUUUUUGGUAAAAAUGAGGACGAAACAUUAGACACUGAAAUUACGAAGCUAAAGUUCACUGAACUAACUAAUGAUAUUAACAGAGCUCACGAGAACCUAGAUGAUAAAUCGAUUCAUGAAAUAGCUUAUGGUUUCUUGGAAGUUGCUUGUGAAAGUAUGGCUAGACCGAUUAGACAGUUGACUGAAGCAAAGGGUCAUAUCAUUUCAUCGCACAGAUUGGUCUCAUUUGGUGGUGCUGGUGGACAAUGUGCAGUUCAAGUCGCAUCAAUCUUAGGUAUCAAGGAAGUUUUGGUUCAUAGGUAUUCUUCCGUGUUAUCUGCAUAUGGCAUGGCUCUUGCAGAUGUUGUUGAAGAAACUCAACAACCUUUUUCAACAGAGUUCACCGAUGCAAAUCAGGCUAUAUUAUCCGAGAGACUAAAUGUAUUGAGACAGGAGAGUGUUUCAAAACUAGAGAAACAAGGUUUUAUCAAAGAAAAUAUAGAACUUGAGGAAUACUUAAACAUGAGAUAUCAAGGUACCGAAUCCGGAAUCAUGGUUCCUAAAGAAGAAGAGGGGUUCCUAGAAACUUUCAAAGAGAUGCAUUUGAGGGAAUUUGGUUUUCUAUUCGAGUCGAAACCCGUUUUGGUAGAUGAUGUUCGUGUUAGGGCAAGUGGUAAAGUCAGGCAAAGACAGGAUGAGCCAGUGGACCGUCAACUACUUGAGUUGCAUAAUAAUGGUGGGCUAUGUGAACCAGAUCCAAACAGACUAAAAUUCAUCAAGGAAAUUUUCUGGAAAGUUGAUGGUAAGUUAAAAGCAUUACCUACUGAGAUUUACAGAUUGGAAGAUACAAAAGUUGGAACCUUUAUACAUGGCCCUGCAAUUAUUGCAGAUGGUACUCAAACCAACGUUGUUCCUCCAGGUGCAGUGGUUACAGUUCUAAAAACACAUUUAUUCAUCCAAAUUCUGGAUGAAAAGUCAAAGCCAAGAGAAGAUAAUCCAGACGGUGCAAUGGAAGCAGCAAAUAGCUCGAUACAAAUUGAGCCUGUUCUUUUGUCUAUCUUUGCAAAUCGGUUUAUGGAUAUUGCUGAACAAAUGGGUACAUCAUUGCAGAAAACAUCGGUAUCAGUCAAUGUUAAGGAAAGAUUAGACUUUUCAUGUGCUCUGUUUGACUCUGAUGGUAAUUUGGUUGCUAAUGCACCUCACUUACCUGUUCACUUAGGAUCUAUGUCUGCUUGCAUUUCUACUCAAGCUAAGCUGUGGAAUGGCAAGCUCAAACCAGGUGAUAUUUUAGUAACUAAUCACCCAUCUGCUGGGGGAACACAUCUACCGGAUAUCACUGUGAUUACUCCUGCUUUUGAAGGUGAUGAAAUAAUCUUUUAUGUUGCCUCACGUGCACAUCACGCUGACAUUGGUGGGCUAUUGCCAGGUUCUAUGCCUCCAACAUCGACUGAAUUAUGGCAAGAAGGUGCAGCAAUUUUUUCUGAAUUCUUAGUCAGAGAUGGUAAAUUUCAGGAGGAAACAAUAAUUGAAAAGUUAUUACAUGAACCUUCAAAACAUCCAGGAUGUUCUGGUACUAGACGGUUGUCUGACAAUUUAUCAGACUUAAAAGCCCAAAUUGCUGCCAAUCAGAAAGGCAUUCAAUUAAUUGCUCUGUUAGUCAAAGAGUUUGGCUUAGCUACUAUUGAUGCUUACAUGAAGGCAAUUCAAGACAAUGCAGCAGAAACAGUCACGAAAAUGAUAGAUUCGUUAUUAGAAAAGAACAGAGAAAAGAGUUUGAAAUGCACUGAUUAUAUGGAUGAUGGCUCUCAAAUUUCUCUAUCGGUUUAUAGAGAUCAAGAAAGUGGUAAAGUAAUUUUUGACUUUGAAGGUACAUCUGCGCAAAGCUACAAUAACUUCAAUGCUCCUUCAGCGAUUACUUACUCAGCAAUUAUCUACUGCUUAAGAUGUUUGGUCGAUGAUGAAAUUCCAUUGAACCAGGGUUGUCUUAGGCCGAUCGAAGUAAAGAUCCCUAAAUCUUCUCUAUUAUCUCCAGACGAUGGUAGUGCUGUUGUUGGUGGAAAUGUUUGCACGUCACAGAGAAUUACAGAUACUAUUCUCAAAACUUUUGAUGUUAUGGCUGAUUCUCAGGGAUGUUGUAACAACUUCACAUUUGGAAGCGGAGGUAAUGGUCCAAAUGGUAAAUAUGUCCAAGGUUUUGGUUAUUAUGAAACUAUUGCUGGUGGUCAUGGUGCAUCCGCAAAUUGGGAUGGUGUUUCAGGUGUUCACACCAACAUGACAAACACAAGAAUUACAGAUGCUGAGAUAUUUGAACGUAGAUACCCCAUUUUAUUAAGGGAGUUUUCGAUAAGAAAAGAUUCAGGAGGAAAAGGUGUCAGGAAGGGUGGAGAUGGUGUUGUCAGAGAUGUUGAAUUUAGGGUGCCAGUUACUGCGUCUAUUUUGUCGGAACGUAGGGUCGUUGCUCCACAUGGCAUUCAUGGUGGAGAGGACGGUGCAAGAGGCGUAAACUUAUGGGUUAGGAACUACAAGAAUAAAAAGGGGGAGAUUGAGGAGAGAAUAUAUAACCUCUCAGGUAGAGCGAGUGUCGAUGUUUCUGCAGGAGACAGGAUCGUAAUUAUGACCCCCGGUGGUGGUGGGUGGGGUAGAAUAGAUAGUAUUGAAAAGUCCUCCUCUAACUCCAACAAGAGAACAUGGUCAAAAAUUGCUAGUGGUUCACUCCAUAACAGAAAAAGACAACAGUUAGAAAAUUAA
Pichia kudriavzevii is the source of this 3456-nucleotide messenger RNA. RefSeq lists its product as uncharacterized. Gene Ontology annotation, molecular function: 5-oxoprolinase (ATP-hydrolyzing) activity. The coding region runs from base 1 to 3456 and encodes 1151 amino acids. Gene Ontology annotation, biological process: glutathione metabolic process. Lineage: Eukaryota; Fungi; Ascomycota; Pichiomycetes; Pichiales; Pichiaceae. The record is from RefSeq and is a predicted model, not a curated record. The transcript has a single exon. Gene Ontology annotation, cellular component: cytosol.